Messenger RNA from Clupea harengus (Atlantic herring), 2576 nucleotides. RefSeq names its product interleukin 11a (gene il11a). The transcript has 5 exons. Gene Ontology annotation, biological process: positive regulation of cell population proliferation; positive regulation of MAPK cascade. Lineage: Eukaryota; Metazoa; Chordata; Actinopteri; Clupeiformes; Clupeidae. The record is from RefSeq and is a predicted model, not a curated record. Gene Ontology annotation, cellular component: cytoplasm. Gene Ontology annotation, molecular function: growth factor activity; cytokine activity. The coding region runs from base 805 to 1236 and encodes 143 amino acids.
UUAUAAAGGAAGUUUUAAACAAGCCUAAACAUUUCACUCCGCGAAAAAUUAGACUUACACACACUCGCAUCCACCUCUCUCUCUCUCUCUCCCCAUCUCUCUGCUCCUCUCAGUCUAUUUGUCUAUAUGUGUCCAUAUCUGUCUUGCAUUGCCAUUGCGCACGGAUUAAAGGGACUAAACCGAAACUUUAUCGAAGAAAAACUUUUCAUACUUUGAUUUUAUUUCUCGAUCCGACUAUUCUCAUUCAUUCACUUCUUCAUUCAUUCAUUCAUUCAUUCAUUCAAACCUUCGCUGUCUAUCUGCUCAGCCUGUGCUACCUAUCAUCUCCGUCAGUCUGUCAGCGGACAGUGUCAAGGAAAGAAGACAUCUGGAGCACGUGACUCUUUCCGGACUUCCAUUUAUUUAUUAAUUUUACGCGUUUAUUUAUUUAUUUAUCCAACUAUUUAUAUACAGCCUUUUGGCUUGAACUCUUGGGAUCCGAACAAAUAUGAAAUGUAAGUUUUUUUUCAUGUUCUUUUUUUUGCUUAGAUUGACUUAUCACUGCUUAAUGAACGUGUGUCCUUAUAGGCUACCACUUUGCCGCUUUGUAGCCUAAUUAGUGUUUAGUCAGUUUCCAUUUCAAGAAGGCCUGUGUCAAUUCCACCUCCAGUGCUAGUUGACUCCUCCUCAACCCUGCUCCUGUCGCUGCUAUUGGCCCAGCUGCCUUUGUUUACAUCUGCUCGGCCUCGGCAAUACCAUGUCCAUAAUGACUUUGACAAGCUGACCAAUCAAACAAGGCAUCUGCUGAAACUAACACAAGAUCUAAUGAGAGAACACUCCCUUGACACGGAGAUUGAGAACCACAGAUUCAAGUCUCUCCCAUCCAUGGGCAACAGAGCAACAGAUCUCAGCGCACUAGAGUUGAAGCCCACUCUUUCGCAGCUCCACGCCGAUCUCAAGACCUUCGAGUAUCACUUUGACUGGCUGCACCGAGUCUCACGGAAGCAUCAACACGCCGCCAUACCCAAACUGGUGGAAAUCAUCGCCCAGAUUAAGAACCUUAUCAACUCACUUCAACGCCAGAUGGGCAGAAUGGAUGCCCCCAAGCUUAACCUUCCCUUCCCGUCUCUCCCUCCUCACCCAACCGUCCACUGGGAGGUGGUCCAGUCUUCUUUAGAGCUCCUCCAGCAGUUCCGUCUCUUCUGUGACUGGGCAACAAGGGCAUUCCUUACUUUAAAGUCAAAGGUCCCAGCAUGAUGAGGUCACUGUCACUAUCCAGCAACACUAUCCACACUUUUGCCAAUUGCCUGACUCUGCUGACCCACAGCUCUCUUGGCUCAGAUUUCGGUACAACACCUGCACACCAGUGUCAUUGUCCAUAUUAUGAAUGGCCAACAUCCUAGCCAUCAUCUUUGUUCCAUAUACACAUACAUUUACAAUAUCAGCAGUUGUUUAUCAAGCACACUGCUGUAAAUUAGAGUUAAUUUGAAGUACCACAACCAGAAUCACCCAAGUCCUGUGAUCUAAACAAGUCUCAGCCAAUGGCAUGGCUCCAUUCUUAAGCCCAGCAGUUGGCCACUGCAGUUGCCUUACUCCUUGUCCUCUCAACACUCUCCUCUUUUCCCUUAAAUUUUUGAUCAUAUUUGUUAUUUAUAUUAUUAUUUAUUUAUUUAUUGUUGUUGUUAGUUAUUUAUUUGGUGUCAUUAUUUAUUUAAUUUUGUGACAUGUUGUUUUAAAAUACUUAAGGCAUUGAUUCUCUCCUUAGACAUCCUAUGUAUCUCUUUUCUAUGAUGUUUUUGCUUCAUAGGAUAAAACAUUCCACGUAGCACUUGUGUAUCUUAAACUGUCAUAGUAAACUGAUUGUACUUAAACAUGUUUCAGUGAGGGGGCUGGGGGGAGGGCAGAGGGGUAGCUGUACCCUAAAAUGGAAUUCUUAGGUUACAAUAAUCUGCCACUAGAUGUAGCAAAGUUGGGAGUUUGAUACAGUGCCAUGUGUAAAAUGUGUAGAUAGAGUUGCAAAGCACUGAUCUGUUUCAUCUUUUUUUUUUUUUUUUUUCUUUGCACAAAAUGUAUUGGGUUUGCAUCAAGGUGCAGUAUCAUUUCAAGCAACAUCAAGUCAAACAGCAAGUCAAACCGAAGCCUUAAAAUACUAUGUAUUGUGAUAUUGUGAUACUAUGGUACUGUACAGUGUACAUAUGUACCAGAAUGUAAAAUGUUGAAUACAAUGCAAAUGUGUAUUAUAUUGUAGUUUUCUAUGAUAUAAUUUCCUGUACUCCUGUACAAUUCUAUCACUAUCAUUGUGUCGCAAUAUCAAUAUUAAUCUGUUUUUAGUAUUUUGAUACAGUAUUUCUUAAUUUAUUAUAUUUUUUUCAAUAUUAUUUAUUUUCAUCGCAAAGAAGCCAGCCGUCUGAAGUUUUUUAUACUUUUAUACGUAAACUUAUUAAAAUCUUUAUUGCUGCAAUCAUCUCUGUUGAUACUGAUCUUUAUGUAAGUCCUACAACCUCCAUCAGUGAAUGUUCUCACACAUCUGUGGUAUCCCAGGAAAUGAGCAGAUGAACUGAUUUACAACACAAAAAUAAAUGAAUUAUCUCAAGCAA